Messenger RNA from Raphanus sativus (radish), 646 nucleotides. RefSeq names its product bZIP transcription factor 29-like. The coding region runs from base 124 to 366 and encodes 80 amino acids. The record is from RefSeq and is a predicted model, not a curated record. The transcript has 2 exons. Lineage: Eukaryota; Viridiplantae; Streptophyta; Magnoliopsida; Brassicales; Brassicaceae. Gene Ontology annotation, molecular function: DNA-binding transcription factor activity. Gene Ontology annotation, cellular component: nucleus.
UUGCGUACUUGCGUUAAACAGAAAUUAUGCCACAAAAAUAAAAGUAUAAGAAAUUGUUGAUCCACAGAGAGAUAUGACGGGUUGACAAACCAGAACAAUGAGCUCAAGUUUCGUCUUCAAGCUAUGGAGCAGCAAGCUCAGCUUCGCGAUGCUUUGAAUGAAGCACUUAGUGGGGAAGUCCAGAGACUGAAACUAGCAAUUGGUGAGACCAGCCACAACGAAGCUGGUAGAUCAAAGAUGCAAUCACUCAACGCCGAGAUGUUCCAGCAACUCAACAUCAGCCAGUUAACACAGCAGCCACAGCCACAGUCUCAGCAGAACCAGAAUGGAACCAUGUCACCAAAACCUGAAUCAAAUGAAUUAUAGUGCAGAUAAGUUGUUGACUUGGUGGCUGGAUCAAAGGGAUUUGGAGUCUUUAGUUUUCACGUUACAUAUCAUCAAUCAAACAUUAUAAUUUUAUUUAUCUGUGCAGUCUGUUGGAAUUAUAUAUAUCAUAUUAUAUGGCGCAAGUUCAGAAAGAUAGUGAAAACGAUUCAAUGCAUGGUAGACAGAAUAUGGUUGUAAUGGAGGCUCAAGGGGUUUGAGUUUCAGACAAAGAGAUUCUCUGUUUGUUUUAUGAGUGGUUUGGGUUCUGUCUCUGGUUGUU